GCACGCGUUUGCCAUUUCGAUUGGAAAAUAAACAAACUGCAUCGGAGCAACAAGUGCCGGGAAAAUGGGAGUUCGCGGCCUAACCAGUUACAUAGCACAGCGUGCGGAGAUCUACCUGAAGCCCUAUGAACUCCACUCCACGGCCCUGGUCAUCGAUGGCGACAAUCUGUCCUGCAAUCUCUACAAGGACGUGACCGGGAGCUACUCCGCUUUUGGCGGAGAUUACGACGACUUUUACCGGGCUGUGGUGCAGUUUUUCCAGGUCCUGGCCGAGUGCAACAUACGACCGUAUGUCCUCAUGGAUGGGGGCUACGAGGAGCGCAAGCUGCGGACCGUGAGCACCCGUUUGAGGGGCAAGAUAUCUGUGAUCAAGAAGAUCAAUCCGAAUGCCUCCAUCACUCUGUUUCCCCUGCAUCUGAAAGAGGUCUUUGUGGAUGCCGUUCGGGAUUGUGGAGUCCCAGUGAUGCGGUGCGUCUUCGAGGCGGACGAUGAGCUGGCUGCUUUGGCCAGGAAACUCAAUUGUCCAGUGCUCUCCUACGACUCGGAUUUCUACAUUCACAAUGUCAAGUAUAUUCCGCUGAUUACGCUGACUGUAAAGGUGCUCACCAAACAGGUGAAGGACAAACAGAAGGACUCACGCGAUCUGCGGCGCAACGAAGCCAAGAAUGUGGAAAAGCGCACCAAGGCGAACAAGAUUGUAACUGGCAUACAAAACUCCGAGCAGAGAGCAUCCCCAAAAGGCAGUACCAAGACCUACAAGUACCUGGACUGCUGCAUCUAUCGGGUGUCCCAUCUCUGCGGACGCAGCACUUUGAGUCCCGAGAAGCUCCCACUUUUUGCCGCCCUCCUGGGCAACGAUUACAUUGCCCGCGGCGCCUUCAAGAACUUCUUUGCCGCCGGAAUGGGCAAAGCUGGACGGAGUCGCAAGCUGAAGAUUCAGCAGAAACGAAUACAGGUCAUCCUCACCUGGCUGAAGGAAGAAACGGCCGAGUCUGCGCUGGCCAAAGUGCUGUCCAGGCUGAAAAAGAACCAGCGGGAUUCUCUAGUUUCCCAGGUCAAUUCCGCCAUUUCUGGCUACUCCAAUGAGUUGUGCCAUGCCUAUGAUUUCUUUGAAGAGCAGUACAUUAAUGCUUUUCCUUAUAUAGAACCCGCCAGUGAAGAGGAAUUAAGUGAUGAUGAAGAGUUGGAUGAAAAUAGAUCAGAAGGUGAAGAAGUCGAGGGUCAGGAGGAGGCUGAAAAUCAAGAGGAGGAGGAACAGGAAGAGGAUCCGGAAGCCGAGUCAGCUGAAGAAGAGGAAAUAGAUGAAGUAGAAGUUGAGGACAAAACCCUGCUCUUUCCACAAUGGUUUCUGGACAAACUAUACCCCGCUCACCUCUCCCGCUACUUUGUGGACCUCAUGCACCUGCGCAAAUACAUCAACAACCCACAGAUCGAGCACUUUCCCUUCCACGACUCCAAUGAACUGGCCCUGCCCAUCCUAAACUACGUGUUCUCUUUACUGCAUCACGUGGAUGGUGCGAAAACGGAGCCACAAUUUGAUGAGGAAGGUUCUCCAAUUCCUAUAGAGUAUACCUACCUCACCAGAGUUCUUCGAGUGACCAAUGUGAAGUAUAUUAAGAUGCCCAUCGAGAAGGAACCUGCUUAUGCGUUUGAUCCAUCUUCUCCGGAUGCCAGACAUCUGAGGGCUGUUUUUGAAGCCAAUGUUCCGCAUGCGGAUACGGAAAAGUUGUUCAGCAAGCUGGAUGAACUGCCGGAGGAUUUGCGGCUGUACUUCCUGGCCAUUAUCUACUGGUUACAUCGCUCGGAACACUGUGAUCUGUUGCAUCUUCACUCGCUCAUACUCAGUUUGCUUGUGCUGCGAACCAUAGAUAUGAAAAUACCGGCUGAAAGGGAGGUAAAAGCCUUCCGCAAGAGAUUUGGGAAGACACUGAAGGCAGAAAGAGCAGUGAGGGAUAAAGAAUCAGCCGAGGGAGUUAAGCGCGGCAUUAAACCAGCUCUUCUAGAGCUUUCAAUACCAGAUAGAAUGGAACAUGUACCGAAAUCCGAUUGCUAUUUGACCCAAGAACGUCUGCUGCCGCAUUUUCACAUGCAGGAGAUCUUCAAGAAGAAGUUUGAUUUGUAUUCAUCAACGGUUAUCCACGCAUUUGCUGAAUUUCAGGCUGUGGUCUAUCAGCUAAAUGGACUCAACUCACUUCUGGACUUUCCGCUCUUAAGUCCUAGAAUGAAUCAACUUUAUUGCGGUGCUUUUAUCUACAAUAUGUACGAUCUUCUGAGAAAUCGCGCGGAUAUCCGCUACCAUGUAGAGAACUUCCUUCUGCCCGACUCCAAGAUUAUGUUUGAUUUCUAUUGCUAUUUGUACGACUGGUGUGCGGAGUUUAUUCCGCAUUGGAAGCGAUUGCAGGUGGACCAGACGGCGGUAAAGGCACAGCAAAAGAAGCGAUUGAAGAAGCAACGUCAGGCGACCAGGAAAGCGGAGGCAAAGGAGUCCAAUGCGGAUCCCAAUGCGGAAAUGGUCAAGGAGGCUGAUCCCGAAGAUGACUUCUUCGAUUUGAAUAACAAAUUCUGCGCGCUCAAAGUAGCGUAG
Messenger RNA from Drosophila takahashii, 2584 nucleotides. RefSeq names its product protein asteroid (gene ast). The record is from RefSeq and is a predicted model, not a curated record. NCBI's taxonomy places the organism in Eukaryota, Metazoa, Arthropoda, Insecta, Diptera, Drosophilidae.